This is a messenger RNA of Alternaria incomplexa, 696 nucleotides long. RefSeq lists its product as uncharacterized. Gene Ontology annotation, biological process: regulation of DNA-templated transcription. NCBI's taxonomy places the organism in Eukaryota, Fungi, Ascomycota, Dothideomycetes, Pleosporales, Pleosporaceae. Bases 1 to 696 code for a protein of 231 amino acids. The transcript has a single exon. Gene Ontology annotation, molecular function: DNA-binding transcription factor activity. The record is from RefSeq and is a predicted model, not a curated record.
AUGGCCCCAUCCAACCAGAGCAGUGUUCAGCUCAUGACAAUCCAGAGCCAGGACGGGUCUCUGCACAACAUUCAAGUGGAAACCCAAACCGCAUCCAAAGGCGCCGAUGAGAAGAGGAGGCGUAAUGCUGGCGCAUCAGCACGUUUCCGUGCAAGAAGGAAGGAAAAAGAGCGUGAAGCUUCCAUGAGUAUAUCGAGACUGGAACAGAGCGUCCGCGACUCGAACGAGGAUGCCGAAUAUUAUCGUUCUGAGAGGGACUACUGGAGAUCGAUUGCCAUGCAAGCUCACCCAGAACGCCACAUCACCCGACCGCCGUCGCCUCGGCUGAGGCGUGUUUCGGUAGCACCGUCACGCGCACCAUCUUCCACAACCGGACAUGGCUCAGAGGCUUCGUAUGACGACUACGAAGAGGAACUUCGUGAGGAGGAGCGCAACGUCCGAAGGAGAACCAGUAGCUAUCAUCCAGCUGUUGGCCCUCACCACGCCGAGGCGCCUUCUAGCCACGACUCACAUGGCUAUCCUGCAUCUACCUUUGCCCCUGUAAACCACCCCUCUGCACAGCAUACUACCCAGCCUCAUCAGUACCCACAGCACCAACAGGCGCAAACGACAGGUCCUCACCAUCCUGCGCCUAAACAAGCUGCUUACCGCGACUCCUUCCCACCUGAGGCUCGUCGAUACGAGCACCACGCCUAG